Molecule: messenger RNA, 1433 nt
Organism: Aspergillus ochraceoroseus IBT 24754
Lineage: Eukaryota; Fungi; Ascomycota; Eurotiomycetes; Eurotiales; Aspergillaceae
Exons: 2
Coding region: 164-1309 (381 amino acids)
Source: RefSeq, a predicted model, not a curated record
CCUUCAUCUGCGCAGUCUGGCUCUCCGUCUGAGUACUUUGCCCCUCCUUUUUCGUCUUUCCUAUUCUAGAAAAGCUUCGUUUUGUUUUUUUUUGCCCUUUUUGCUUUUUUAUUCUUCUCUCCCGCUCCCCUCGAAGUCAACCACCUCUUGAGCUCGUCCAGCCAUGGCUCAUUCCCUCCCAACCCCUUUCACCCCCGAUAGUGAAUUCGCUGCGCUCGAGACCCCCCGCGGUGGGAGUGGUAGUCUGUCUAUCACAGCUCUGGCUCGGUUUGAAUUCGAAGCUGGCAAAGGGAACGAUGGAACCAAGAUCCUCAUGAUCGAGUGGGAAGACGAUGAUGAGCUGAGUCGGUCCUCCUUGCAACCUGGUGGAUCCUGGCAUGUAGAGUGGGAGGGCAAGAAGGCUGUUCUCCCUGCCGAUGAAAAGACCAGCAAAAACACCCGUCGACUGUAUUUUCUACUUCCGCCGCAUGUUACAAUUCCGCCUGUGAUCUCUCUUUCGUACCUCCCGCCGGCUUCUUCUUCUUCUUCUUCUUCUUCUUCUUCUUCUGCGCCGACCACGAACCCGACGGACAAACCGAAUGCGAUACAGCUCAACCCGCUCCCCGCUAUCUUCCCACCAGAGCUCGGGGCGGACGGUCGAUCGGCCGGUAAAAAGGGUGUUCUUCACACGAUAUGGGCAAAGAAACGACUACAGGUGCUGGACAAGGAGAUCCACGAGGAGUCUUUGACCAAUGUAGAAGGAAUCGCAUUCCACAUGGCGCUUCAGGAGAAAGAAUGGAUCGAGAGUAAUUUCGGCAUUGGUCCAGGAGCCGACGCGCUUAAGCAGUCCAUUCAAACCCAAGAUCCGCAAUAUCCAAUGGGUCCUACCACGCCCGUAUCUCCCAGCGGCGGAGGCAAACUGGUGGAGAAGUUGAAGGGACUGAGGCUCCAAACGGGCGAGCGCGAGCUGGCUGCAAAGGGAGAAGGAUUAAACCAUCUACUCUCGCCGCAAUCCCCUGAUGUUGCCGUUUCGUCAUUCACCUCCUUCCACAACAUCCGACCUCCUCCUCCUCCUCCUCCUCCUCAACCGUCCAACCUCCGGGAGUCGCAGGCUGCCGACACAGUAAAGACGGUAGCGCACUAUCCACCACGGUCGAUCCAAGCUCAGCAAACCACAGGGUUCAACACUGGCUUUGCAUCCAUGGGCUCGACCACACACAAUUCCAACUCCGAGGCGGGCGAGGACCUCUUUGCUAAAGCAUUGAGCCCCAGAUCGCCCGAUCUCCCGCGCAGUCCAUUUUCAUUCAGCCCCGAAACAUUGCAUAUGUGACCAUGACAGACCACGACCACGACUACGACCACAACUGAGACCAAAUUUCACACGUCCUACCGGGUUCCCAUUUCUUUCCCCAUAUCUUUUCCCCCCUUAUUUUUUUUUUUUUUUUUUUUUUUUU